This is a messenger RNA of Fusarium coffeatum, 1407 nucleotides long. RefSeq lists its product as uncharacterized. The record is from RefSeq and is a predicted model, not a curated record. Bases 1 to 1407 code for a protein of 468 amino acids. The transcript has 5 exons. Lineage: Eukaryota; Fungi; Ascomycota; Sordariomycetes; Hypocreales; Nectriaceae.
AUGAAGAACCCCUACGCCUUGCCCUUGAACCCGGAGCAAUAUGCUCCAGCUCCAGUGCCUUCAUUGACAGAAUGGAAGCAGCUCUGGAAUGUAUGGGAUCUUUUCACUACCAAGAUGAUCCCGCCGGAGGCAUUGAUGGAGCAACCGAUUCCUCUACGAAAUCCAUUGCUGUUUUAUCUUGGUCAUAUACCGAUAUUUGAGGAUAUCCACCUAACGCGAGCUACCAAAGGUAGACCUACCGAUCCUGCUUAUUAUCACCAGAUCUUUGAACGUGGUAUCGAUCCCGAUGUUGAUGACCCAUCCAAGUGCCACGACCAUAGCGAACUUCCAGAUGUCUUCCCACAAUUAGUGGAUAUCCUCCUUUAUCGCGAGCGUGUGAAAUACCGGAUCACCUCGCUUUACGAUACUGGGAAGGCUUACUCAGAUCGUUGCAUCGGACGGGCUCUCUGGAUAGGGUUUGAACAUGAGGGCCUCCAUGCUGAGACAUUUCUCUUCAUGACAAUCCAGAGCCCGAAUAUUCUACCUCCUCCUGGAAUACCCAGACCUGACUUUGCGAGGCUCGCUAAAGAAGCUGCCUCGAAGCGGAUGCAGAACCCAUGGUUUCAAGUGCCCGCACAGAAAUUCACUAUAGGAUUCCACGAUCCUGAAAAUGAUGAGGGACCAAAUAGAUUCUUUGCGUGGGACAACGAGCGUGAGCCGUAUGAUGUGCAGGUACCACAAUUCGAAGCGCAAGGUCGACCGGUGAGUAACGGCGAGUACGCAAAGUAUCUUGUGGACGUCAAGUACCCACAGAUCCCUGCAACAUGGGGCAAGAUACGCAGUGCGGGCCAUGAUGAAGACUUUACCACCUUCAUUGCUCGUCACAGCGUCAAGACAGUCUUGGGCCCAGUUCCUUUGGCUCAAGCACUGGACUGGCCGGUGAUGGCUUCUUUUGAUGAGGUCGAGCGAUAUGCUGGGUGGGCUGGUGCUCGCUUACCAACUCUUCAUGAAAUACGGAGUAUCCACGAGUAUGUCGAACGAGAACGAAAAGCACCAGACAGCAAAGUCAACCACCAAUUCCAUACGAAUCCUAAUGCCAUUUUUGUCGAUUUAUCUGGGACAAACUCGGGCUUUCACAAUUUCCAUCCUACUAGCGUUACACACAAGGAUUAUCUUUGCGGACUGGGCGAUACUGGAGGUGCUGCUGAAUGGACAAGAACUUUAUUUGCGCCGCAACCUGGGUUCAAGCCUAUGGAUAUUUAUCCUGGAUAUAGUGCGGACUUUAUGGAUGAGAAGCAUCUGGCUGUUGUUGGUGGAAGUUGGGCGUUGCAUCCCCGCAUAGCUGGUCGAAAGAGUUUCUUGAACUGGUGGCAGACAAAAUAUCUCUGGCCUUGGGUGACUUUCCGUCUUGUGAGGGACAUUGAGUAA